Messenger RNA from Malus domestica (apple), 2790 nucleotides. RefSeq names its product DNA replication licensing factor MCM6. Lineage: Eukaryota; Viridiplantae; Streptophyta; Magnoliopsida; Rosales; Rosaceae. Gene Ontology annotation, biological process: mitotic DNA replication; double-strand break repair via break-induced replication; DNA replication initiation. Gene Ontology annotation, molecular function: ATP binding; single-stranded DNA binding; single-stranded 3'-5' DNA helicase activity. Gene Ontology annotation, cellular component: MCM complex; nucleus. The record is from RefSeq and is a predicted model, not a curated record.
UGGCAGGUCUUAUUUUGGCGCCAGAAACCAGAAAGCGGCACGGAGUGAGAAGGGAACUGUAGAGGAAGAGGAGAGAGAGAGAACUCAGAAGUGAGAAAAGAGACUGAGAGACUGCGAGGAAGCAAAAAUGGAGGCCUACGGAGGAUACUUGGUGGAUGAGAAGGCGGUGAGGGUAGAGUCCAUCUUCGUGGACUUCCUCAAGAACUUCAGGAUCGCAGGUGGAGGAGGAGAGGCGUAUUACGAGGCGGAGAUCGAAGCCAUGGCCGCCAACGAAUCCAGCACCAUGUUCAUUGACUUCUCCCACGUUAUGGUCUUCAACAAUCUCCUCCAGAAAGCCAUUUCCGACGAGUUUCUCAGGUUUGAGCCCUAUUUGAAGAACGCUUGCAAGACAUUCGUGACCCAGCUCCGCCCCAACUUCAUCUCCGACGAUACAAACAAGGACAUCAAUGUCGCCUUCUUCAACCUCCCCGUCUCCAAGAGGUUGAGGGAAUUGACCACUGCAGAAAUUGGAAAAUUGGUAUCGGUGAAAGGUGUGGUGACUCGGACCAGUGAGGUUCGACCAGAGCUUCUCCACGGGACAUUCAAGUGCUUGGAGUGCGGAGGCGUCAUCAAGAAUGUCGAACAACAAUUCAAGUACACCGAGCCAACAAUCUGUGUCAAUGCCACCUGCUCCAAUAGAGCAAGGUGGGCGUUGCUUCGGCAAGAGAGCAAAUUUGCAGACUGGCAGAGGGUACGAAUGCAGGAGACGUCCAAAGAGAUACCUGCAGGCUCCCUUCCUAGAUCACUGGAUGUUAUUAUCCGCCACGAGAUUGUUGAGAAGGCCAGGGCCGGUGACACGGUCAUUUUCACGGGCACAGUGGUUGUCAUACCAGACAUAAUGGCAUUGGCCUCCCCUGGAGACAGAGCAGAGUGUUCUCGACAAGCAUCCCAGCGCAAUGGUUCUAUGGCUGGACAUGAAGGAGUGAGGGGUCUAAAAGCAUUGGGAGUGAGAGACCUCUCCUAUCGCCUUGCCUUUAUUGCCAACUCAGUUCAGAUUUCUGAUGGUAGACAGGAUACUGAUGUCCGGAAUAGAAAGAAGGAUGCUGACGACGAUGACAACCAGCAGUUCACUGAAGAAGAGAAAGACGAAGUUCAAAGAAUGAGGAAUACCCCUGAUUUCUUCAAUAAGCUUGUUGAUAGCAUUGCCCCAACUGUAUUUGGCCAUCAAGAUAUCAAGCGUGCAAUUCUGCUUAUGCUCCUGGGUGGUGUCCACAAGUUUACUCAUGAAGGCAUCAACUUGAGAGGAGACAUCAAUGUUUGUAUAGUUGGAGACCCCAGUUGUGCAAAAUCUCAGUUCCUCAAGUAUACGGCAGGAAUAGUUCCAAGAUCUGUUUACACUUCUGGGAAAUCCUCCUCUGCUGCUGGUUUAACUGCAACUGUUGCCAAAGAACCAGAAACAGGAGAAUUUUGUAUUGAGGCAGGCGCGUUAAUGCUUGCUGACAAUGGUAUUUGUUGCAUUGAUGAAUUUGACAAAAUGGACAUUAGGGAUCAGGUUGCGAUUCAUGAGGCCAUGGAACAACAGACAAUAAGCAUUACAAAAGCAGGGAUACAGGCAACACUGAAUGCUCGAACAUCAAUUCUCGCUGCUGCUAACCCCACAGGCGGCCGUUAUGAUAAAUCUAAACCACUCAAGUAUAAUGUGGCUCUUCCUCCUCCUAUCCUCUCAAGGUUUGAUCUGGUAUAUGUUAUGAUUGAUGACCCAGAUGAUCAAACUGAUUACCACAUUGCCCACCACAUUGUAAGAGUACAUCAAAAGCGCGAAGAGGCACUCACUCCUGAAUUCACUACUGCACAGCUGAAACGUUAUAUUGCAUUUGCUAAAACUCUGAAACCUAAGUUAAACUCCGAUGCUAGAAAGCUGUUGGUGGAAUCUUAUGUUGCUCUCAGAAGAGGUGAUACUGCUCCUGGUAGUAGAGUUGCUUAUCGCAUGACAGUUAGGCAACUAGAGGCGUUGAUUAGACUAUCCGAAGCCAUUGCUCGAAGUCAUUUAGACCUUCAGGUAAAACCAGCCCAUGUCCGUUUAGCAGUGAGAUUGCUGAAAACAUCAGUGAUCAGUGUGGAGUCUAGUGAGAUUGAUCUGUCCGAUUUUGAUCAAGGUGUAGCAAAUGAUGAUGGUGCAGCUGACCAAGGAAAGAUUAAAGUAAGUGAUGAAUACUUUCAGAGGAUUGCCCAGGCCCUUGUCAUGCGUCUUAGACAGCAUGAAGAAGAUGUUAGGCAAAGCGGGACAGGGCUGGCUGGAAUGAGGCAGAGGGAUUUGAUUGAAUGGUAUGUGAGACAGCAGGACGAGAAAAAUGCUUACAGUUCCAAGGAGGAGGCGGAGCGUGAAGUCACCAUAAUCAGUGCCAUAAUAGAGUGGUUGAUAACAAGAGAAGGACAUCUGAUAGUACUACAUGACGGUAGUCAAGCAGCAGAAGGCGAGGGUGAAGGCGAAGGUGGAGGUCAAGGUGAAGGCGAAGGUGUAGGGCAACAGUCAAAAAAAUCUAGAAAAGAAAGAAUAUUGACUGUGAAUCCCAACUAUGUUAUAGAUUAAUCUGGUGAUACUCUUUAAGUAGGAAACCGUCAAACCAUCAAUUGUUGGUAAGUUCACAAUCCCCCGAAUAUAAUUUGUUGCUCAGUUUUGAGCUUAGUUUGGCUCUGCCGUGUUGCGGCAAAAUUUGUUGCAGAAAGAGAGAUCGGUAAUUUAUUAGAGCUGAAACGUUCUUAAUGUAGUUUAACGCGAUUUACUAAUGAAAUGAACUACUUUAUAACUUG